This is a messenger RNA of Miscanthus lutarioriparius, 1176 nucleotides long. Lineage: Eukaryota; Viridiplantae; Streptophyta; Magnoliopsida; Poales; Poaceae. The record is from the annotation of a GenBank genome assembly.
AUGGAGGUGGAAACACCGGCGCAGGCGCAGCCAUGCAAGAAUGUCGACCAGAGCGCCGGCACUACAAGGACGACACUCCGCAACCCGCUCCUCGUCGUCAACUUCGUCCUCAUGGUCGUCGGCUCAGCGGGCGGCCCGCUUUUCCUCCGCGCAUACUUCAUCCACGGCGGCGCCCGCAAGUGGCUCUCGGCCUUCCUCCAGACCGCCGGCUUCCCGCUCCUGCUCGUGCCGCUCUGCGUCUCCUUCUCCCGGCGCCGCCGCCGGCGCGACCGCGACGACGCCGACGCCUACGACGCCCCGGCGAAUAAGGCGGCCGCCCGCACGCCGUUCUUCCUCAUGACGCCCCGCCUCCUGGCGGCGUCCGCGGCCAUCGGCCUCAUGACCGGCCUCGACGACCUCCUGUACGCCUACGGCCUGGCGUACCUGCCGGUCUCCACGUCCUCCAUCCUCAUCUCCACGCAGCUGGCCUUCACGGCCGCCUUCGCGCUGCUGCUGGUGCGGCAGCGGUUCACGGCGUUCUCGGUGAACGCCGUGGCGCUGCUCAGCGCCGGCGCCGCCAUGCUCGGGAUGAACGCCGGCGGUGACCGCCCCGCGGGCGUGUCCCCGGCGCAGUACGGCGCCGGGUUCGCCAUGACGCUGGGCGCCGCCGCGCUCUACGGCCUCGUGCUCCCCGUCAUGGAGCUCAGCCAGGCGCGGCACGCCGCCCGCGCAGGCGCCGCCGCCGUCACCUACACGCUCGUCAUCGAGAUGCAGCUCGUCAUCGGGCUCACCGCCACCAUCUUCAGUGCCGUCGGCAUGCUUGCCAGCAAUGAUUUGCACGCAAUCCCGGGAGAGGCGCGGGAGUUCGAUCUGGGCCGGUCAGCAGGCUACUACCUACUGCUGGCCGGGUCAACCGCCACGUACCAGUGCUUCUUCCUCGGCACCAUCGGCGCCGUCUUCUUCGGCUCGGCGCUGCUUGCCGGAGUGGUCAUGACGGUGCUCAUCCCGGUCACCGAGGUGCUCGCCGUCAUGCUCUUCCACGAGCCGUUCAACGGCACCAAGGGCGUCGCCCUCGCGCUCUCGCUCUGGGGCUUCGUCUCCUACUUCUACGGCGAGCUCCAAACAUCCAACAAGGCGCACCACCACCAGUCUGACAAGACACCAAAUGCUGAUGAGCAUUUGCAUUUGGACCCAUAG